Candidula unifasciata is the source of this 1263-nucleotide messenger RNA. The record is from the annotation of a GenBank genome assembly. Lineage: Eukaryota; Metazoa; Mollusca; Gastropoda; Stylommatophora; Geomitridae.
AUGUCAGGGGGGAUGCCUCCCAUGGGAAUGUCCAUGGGGGGUCACCAGAUGCAGGACAUCAAACCAGACAUUUCAUCCCUAACGUCACCAACCUCCACACAUGGAGGCUACUACGGCUUCGGCCACGGCGGCAUGUCCGGGAUGACCUCCACCCAGCCCUCGCCCGGGCCUCAGAUGCACUCACCUGGGAUGCAUUCUCCGACAUCGUCGAUGGGUUCGCCACCCAUGCUGUGCUUGAGUCCCUCUGGACCUAGUCCUUCUCCUGGUCUCCCUCACUCCUCACUUCACACAAAACACAUCUGUGCUAUAUGUGGGGACCGUGCCUCUGGCAAGCACUAUGGAGUCUACAGCUGUGAGGGGUGCAAGGGCUUCUUUAAGAGAACCGUGCGCAAGGAUUUAACGUACGCUUGCCGUGAUGACAAGAAUUGUAUGAUUGACAAGCGGCAGCGUAACCGGUGCCAGUACUGCCGAUACAUGAAGUGUCUGUCGAUGGGGAUGAAGAGAGAAGCUGUGCAAGAGGAGAGACAGCGAGUCAAGGAGAAAGGUGAUGGCGAGGUGGAGAGCACCAGUGGGGCCAACAAUGACAUGCCUGUGGAGCAGAUUCUGGAAGCUGAGCUGGCGGUAGACCCUAAAAUAGACAACUACAUUGAUACUCACAAAGAUCCAGUCACCAACAUCUGCCAGGCGGCCGACAAACAGCUGUUCACAUUAGUGGAGUGGGCCAAGAGGAUACCACAUUUCACUGAGUUGCCGCUGGAGGACCAGGUCAUUCUUUUAAGGGCAGGUUGGAACGAGCUUCUCAUAGCUGGUUUCUCCCAUCGGUCCAUCUUGGCGAAAGAUGGCAUUCUUCUGGCUACGGGUCUACACGUGCACCGCAGCAGUGCCCACCAGGCAGGGGUGGGCACCAUCUUUGACCGUGUCCUGACAGAACUGGUGGCCAAGAUGAGAGAGAUGAAAAUGGACAAGACUGAGUUGGGCUGUUUGAGGGCCAUAGUUCUCUUUAAUCCAGAUGCAAAAGGUCUGACAGCCGUCCAAGAAGUAGAGCACUUGCGAGAGAAGGUCUAUGCCUCGCUGGAGGAAUACACAAAAACCCGGUAUCCAGAAGAGCCUGGCCGAUUUGCUAAGCUGCUCCUACGUCUGCCUGCACUGCGCUCCAUCGGCCUCAAAUGUCUGGAACACUUGUUCUUCUUCAAGCUAAUUGGCGACCAACCGAUCGACACGUUUCUUAUGGAGAUGUUGGAAAACCCCAGCCCCCAGUCUUAG